Molecule: messenger RNA, 1373 nt
Organism: Brassica rapa (field mustard)
Lineage: Eukaryota; Viridiplantae; Streptophyta; Magnoliopsida; Brassicales; Brassicaceae
Product: serine/arginine-rich splicing factor SR34A
Cellular component (GO): nucleus; cytoplasm
Molecular function (GO): mRNA binding
Source: RefSeq, a predicted model, not a curated record
GCGCUUGGAACAUGAGCAUUGCAAUGGUUCAUAGGGAUAUAGAGAGGGAAUGGGAGAUCCAUGUGGACUUGUUUCAUUUUCUUUUUUUUUUCAUCUUUGGAGAUUCUUACUCACUUUGGGAAGAUCUGGAGAGAAAAAAAAAAUAGAUUUCAAUAUUUAAAAAUAGCUUUUGGAGCACAUUGGAGCAAAUAAGCAUUUUGGAGCUUGUGGAGCACUACUCUUACUGAGGAUUGCUUUCACUUGUAACCUAUUUGCUUCGUUUCAACAACCUUUGGGAACAAUGAGUGAUCGAUCUUCUCGGUCAAUCUAUGUUGGUAACUUGCCCGGCGACAUUAGGGAGUCUGAGAUUGAAGAUCUCUUUUACAAGUAUGGCCGCAUUGUUGACAUUGAAUUGAAAGUUCCACCUCGUCCUCCAUGUUAUUGCUUUAUUGAGUUUGAGCACCCUCGGGACGCCAAAGACGCCGUUGAUGGCCGUGAUGGCUAUAACUUUGACGGCUGCCGCUUGAGGGUUGAGCUUUCUCAUGGUGGGCGAGGACAGUCUUCAGGUGACCGUCGUGGUGGAUAUGGUGGUGGGGGUGGCUAUCGUGGAGGUGGUGGUGGUGGUGGUGGCGGCGGUGGUGGAUCUGCUCGGUUUGGCGUCUCACGACACUCUGAAUUCCGAGUUAUCGUACGUGGCCUUCCAUCAUCUGCUUCAUGGCAAGAUUUGAAGGAUCAUAUGCGGAAGGCUGGUGAUGUGUGCUUCGCUGAGGUCACUCGAGACCGUGAUGGAGCUUAUGGUGUUGUUGACUACACCAACUACGAUGACAUGAAGUAUGCUAUAAGGAAGCUUGAUGAUACAGAGUUCAAAAACCCAUGGGCUAGAGGCUAUAUAAGGGUUAAGAAAUAUGAAAGCUCCCAGUCAAGAAGCCCAAGCAGAAGCAGAAGCCGUAGCCGUAGUCGAGGCCGUGAUCGCAGCCGUAGCCGCAGCAUCAGCAGAAGCAAGAGCCCAAGGAAGGAUAUGAGUAAAUCACCAAGACGAUCCCCUGCCAGAUCAAUAUCAAAAUCUAGAUCGCCAUCUCCUGACAGGAAGAAGAGCCCCCUUAGGUCCAGGUCCAGGUCCAGGUCCAGGUCUCUCUCAAAAUCUCCAGCAAAGGUUCAACAAGGCAGUGAGUGAUUGCGAAAGUUGUCAAGCAGAAAAAGAUCGAAUGAGAUGAACUGGAAGUUUUAUUAUAAGCACAAAACUGUAUUUGUUCUGAAUCCUUGUUUUUAAUACUUUUUGUUUUUAUUUGCUACUCUGAAUUUUUAAAACCGGUUCUUUGAAAUAUUUCUUUUCGGUUCGUACUUAAUAGUUCUUCAAUAACUCAAGUUAAUGGUAAUUAAAAUGGUUUUCAACA